AUGGCUUCACCUGUCCAUCUACGUCUUGCGUCCCUUGAACGCGAUGACCCAUGGAUUGUUGAGCAGGAAUAUUUCACGAUCCUGAAUGACUGCUUGCAGCCAACGAGCCAGAUUUCAGCCGCUGAAGCUGCUGCUAGAAUUAAUGAGCUUACUCCGAUGAAGCGUGAGGCAAAGGGCAAAGAAGCAGAACAUCCAGAAAACUGGUGCCUCGAAUUUCGGGGAACGAUCAGCGAGACUGUGAAGCAAAUUCCUCAUGCCCAUCCAUCACAAGAUAAAAUGGUUGGGAUCAUAAAAGAGCUCAAAGCCUUGCCGGGAGUGAAAGUUACGUUUUACGAAACGGCAAAACCGCGAAUUUGGACAGAUCUUCCCUGUUUAAUGGAAGUAUGGAGCGAGGCAUAUAUCAUCCCCAGCCCCAAGGACGACGCUGCUGAGGCUGAGAAAUGGGUAAAUUGGCACGCAUUUUCAGCCCGUGUCCUUCAAGCUGGCUUAGCAGAUUGGUUUCAUUUGACGACCUGGUGCUUCCGUGACGCGCUCGAAGAGGAAAAUCUUCAAACAAAGGAAUUCAAUGAGUGUCAAAUCCGGGCUGCCGUGCAGUGGAUCGAGUAUUAG
Molecule: messenger RNA, 609 nt
Organism: Penicillium concentricum
Lineage: Eukaryota; Fungi; Ascomycota; Eurotiomycetes; Eurotiales; Aspergillaceae
Product: DUF3632 domain-containing protein
Exons: 3
Coding region: 1-609 (202 amino acids)
Source: RefSeq, a predicted model, not a curated record